AUGAAUGUAAUAAGAAAUCUUAGGUGCUGGCUUAAGGCCGGUAGCAACCACUACAGAAUAUCCGGUCAGAACAACGAUGAGGCGGAUAUCCAGGUUAAGGGGAGUUUAAUGGAAGAAGAUGUCCACAUUCACACAUCACAUACACAUCUGACCACCCAUGGUUCAGAUAACUGAGAAUCAUGUCCAGUGAGAACUGACAUUAACUAUGUGGUUCUGAAAGGAAAGCGGAGAAAGAAAACUUAGGCAAUAGCACUGCUAUAAUAUGAAUGACAUGGCUGUAUAUGCUAGCACAGGUAAGUAUAAAACACCAAGGGCUAUACACUGCAGCAGGCAUAAGGCCUAGUCCCAUGGCAAUAGACUAAACAACCUAUUGGACUUGUACACAUGAAACUCAGGCAAAUGUGCUCAAAUAAACAUUACAGUAAUGUUGAAAUGUAUACAUAAUAUAAAUACAAUGAGCAUGAGUGAUAUAUAUAUAUAUAUAUAUAUAUAUAAUAGAAAAUAGCCUAGCACCAUAAAGGAGAAAUGCUAAUAAACUGGUAAUCGCUAACAGUCAUGCUAAAAUGCUCAUGCAUUCCAAUGCUAGGGGAGCGCGAGCUAGCUAACAAACUUAACACACAGUAAUUAUACACAAUAGACCACAAGACUUAGCUCCACAUAAUAUGACACACAAGGAGGAAAAGUUCAGCAGGAGGGAAACUGUGGAAAUGCUCAUCAGGAUGGGGAAAGCACGUUUCUGACCACACAGUGUGCUGGGGUCAUAGACUAAUUGAAACCGAAGUUCCUGGAAUCAAGGCCACUGAUAGGCUGAAUGAGAUUUGGUGAUAAGUAUUUGGUGUGACUUUGACAGAUAAGACACUAACAAAAGUGGGGGUCCUCUGAAUGGGAGAAUGAGCUGUCCGACUAGAACUAACCAGAUGGGAUGGCUAGAAUCAGCUGACUGAAGCUGGCCAUUUUAACAAUAUCUAAACGCAUAAUUGAGACAUAAUUAAUUGAAGUUUGAAUAUUUGACAUUUUGGCCUUACCCACGCCUCCUUUAAGAAUCCAGAAUGUUUCAUCUGAAUCGGCUACAAAGCAAAAAUGGGUGUCAUAUGAAGCUUUACCGCUUGCUCUGAAAUAUUAGUAGUAUUUUUCCAUUUAAAUAACCAUUUCUUUAAAUUAAUUUGAGGUAAUGAAAUGUAUAAACAUGAAUAUAGAAAGUAUACACAUUUUCAUUUGGCAAAUUGUUCUAUAUAUUGUUGAACAUAAUAUACUCUACAGCAUAUCAGUGUUCCAGAGUGGGAUCUCUGUUACUUUUAGAGUUGUGUUUAAAUUUGUAAGCAUUACCAACAGCGUGAAUAUAACAUUUGAUUCACUCUGCUGGUGAUUUGUAGGAUGUGCAAUGAUACAAGUAAAAGGAGGGCUGUGAUUGGUUACAUUGCCUACUAUGCCAAUUUCUCUGUUUAAAAUGGGCCAUAACUUUAAAAGUAGCAGAGAGCGAACUCUGGAACUUUGAUUUGCCCGUAGAGUAUAUUAUGUUCAACAAUAUCUAUAGAAAAAUAAAAAAAUGGCAUAUUUUGAAUAUUCAUGUUUAUAUUUUUCAGUGUUAAUAAAUUAAUGUACAAAAAUUGUUGUUGAAAGCAAAAUACUACUGAUUUUACAGAGCAAGCGAUAAACCUUCAUAUGACACCAAUUUCUGCUUUGUGGCUCCUACAGAUGAAACAUUAUGGAGUCUUAAAGGAGGCAUGGGUAAGGCCAAGAUGUCAUAAAUAUGCCAACUUUGAUUAAUAAUUUCUCAAUUAUGCUUUUAGAUAUAAAUGUCAAAUAUAUGUCAACAAUCCUUUCUCCAAAGGAACAUUCUAUGGAUGACAUUUUGUGAAAAUCUCAAAAACCAUGGUAUUUUCUUGUCCUGGUUUCGUGAGGAAUAACCCUUAUGUUACUGUCUCAAGUUUCACUCACUCACACCUUGAUACUGCAGCCACCCCUCUCUCAUACAUUCUGUUCUCUCUCACUUUUCCCUCCCUGUUUGUCUUUUCUGUUCCUCUUCCUUAUUCUUUCUCUCCCUGCACUCUAUAAUUAAAGAGGUUUAUCACUCUGUAAUCAGCAGACUUCAAUAUGUGACACAAGAUGGUAUAUUUAUCAGAUUGUAGAUUUACACAGUAAAAAGUAAAUUGGUUAUAGCCUGGUCCCAGAUCUGUUUGUGCUCUUGCGAACUACAUUGCUGUCAUUGUCAAGUGAAGUUUGGCAUGACAAUGAUUUACAGAGAGUUGGCAUGAUGGCACAAACACUCAGGCUAAGGCAGUGGCGGACGCCAAGCUCUCAAUAUCAAGUUUCGCAUGGACCCCCUAGUCAUUUAAUGUGGGGCCAAUCAUUUGUACACCGUACAUCAUUAGUCAAUCGUGUUGUUCUCAAUAUACCUCAUGCUAUUAGACACUGAAAGAUGGACCUACAAGUGAUUUGCAUAACAAAACAUCCCAGUCAUGGUUCUUCGUAAUUAUAUAUUUUUUAAUACCCAAACAUUUAUGAUGACAAAUCUAUUUGGUUCACAUAACAAACCUCACUGAACAGUUACAAAAAAAAAUUUUUGUGUGUGCAAAGAGUGCUAGGAAAUAAGCAAAUACUGUCCAAUGAUAUUGUAGCAAGGAUUUGGAGGUGUGGCUUAUUGGGGGUGCGUGGCUUUCAGUUAGUUAUUUUUGGCCACCUGUAAGUGUGAAUGUCUUUCUAGUUCACCUGGUCUGUUGACUUUCAGUUGCUCUUCUGAUUUACAUUGGGGGCUCACUGUUAAAUCUAGCACAGGGGCCUGUGACGAUGUAGUUACGCCACAGGGCUAAGGAGUUUGUGUUAGUAAAUUAAUCAUCUUUCAUAUAAUUUUUUGAAGGAUGAAAGCAUCCCAAGAAGAGGGAGACUUCAGAAAAGGUAGAUUAUUGUGUUUUUUAGUUUUGGGUUGUGAAUUAAAUUUGUAUAUAUACAGUGCAUUUGGAAAGUAUUCAGACCGCUUCCCCUUUUCCACAUUUUGUUACGUUACAGCCUUAUUCUAAAAUUGAUUUAAUUAGACAUUUUUGCACAUUUAUUAAAAAUCAAAACCAGAUACCUUAUUUACAUAACUAUUCAGACCCUUUGCUAUGAGACUCGAAAAUUCAGACCCUUUGCUAUGAGACUCUAAAUUGAGCUCAGGUGCAUCCUGUUUCCAUUGAUCAUGCUUGAGAUGUUUCUACAACUUGAUUUGGAGUUCACCUGUGGUAAAUUCAAUUGAUUGGACAUUAUUUGGAAAAGCACACACCUGUCUAUAUAAGAUCCCACAGUUGACAGUGCAUGUCAGAGCAAAAACCAAGCCAUGAGGUCGAAGGAAUUGACGUAGAGCUCCGAGACAGGAUUGUGUCUAGGCACAGAUCUGGGGAAGGGUACCAAAAAUGUCUGCAGCAUUGGAAGUCCCCAAGAACACAGUGGCCUCCAUCAUUCUUAAAUCGAAGAAGUUUGGAACCACCAAGACUCUUCCUAGAGCUGGCCGCCCGGCCAAACUGUGCAAUCAGGGGAGAAGGGCCUUGGUCAGGGAGGUGACCAAGAACCUGAUGGUCACUCUGAUAGAGCUCCAGAGUUGCUCUGUGGAGAUGGGAGAACCUUCCAGAAGGACAACCAUCUCCGCAGCACUCCACCAAUCAGGCCUUUAUGGUAGAGUGGCCAGACGGAAGCCACUCCUAACUAAAAUGCACAUGACAGCCCGCUUGGAGUUUGCCAAAAGGCACCUAAAGGACUCUCAGACCAUGAGAAACAAGAUUCUCUGGUCUGAUGAAACCAAGAUUGAACUCUUUGGCCUGAAUGCCAAGCAUCACGUCUGGAGGAAACCAGGCACCAUCCCUACGGUGAAGCAUGGAAGUGGCAGCAUCAUGCUGUGGGGAUGUUUUUCAGCGGCAGGGAGACUAGUCAGCAUCGAGGGAAAGAUGAACGGAGUAAAGUACAGAGAGAUCCUUGAUGAAAACCUGCUCCAGAGCACUCUGGACCUCAGACUGGGGCGAAGGACAACGACCCUAAGCACACAGCCAAGACAACGCAGGAGUGGCUUCGGGACAAGUCUCUGAAUGUCCUUGAGUGGCCCAGCCAGAGUAAAGUGUCUGAAUACUUAUGUAAAUGUGAUAUUUCCGGGUUUCUUUUUUUUUUGUUUGAGUUUUUUUAAUAAAUGUGCAAAAAAUUCUAAAAACCUGUUUUUGCUUUGUCAUUAUGGGGUAUGGUGUGUAGAUUGAGGAAAAAAAACAAUUUGAUCCAUUUUAGAAUAAGGCUGUAACGUAACAAAAUGUGGAAAAAGUCAAGGGGUCCGAAUGCACUGUAGAUUGGAUGUGAUCAUAUGGAAGUUUCAUUGCAAACAUCUUUCAAAGUAAUAAUUCAGUCUUCCAUCCUCCAUAACAGAGAGAGCUUUGCUCUGGUCAAAGGGGCCGUCCUUCUCCUGGAAGAGGGAGAGAGGGAGGGGCCACAUGAAGAGACAUCGCCCAAUCACUCACUUUCACCCCUGAAGCUGGGGGGCGGAGCUUCAGACACACAGCACAGACAGCUGCACGCCAUGGUGUCACUACUAAGACCAGAGGACACUAUCAAACUGGUGAGACCUGUCAGCAGUCACAUGCCCAGAGGUAGAAUGUAUAGAAUAAGCAUACAAUGGAUAGGACAGGCAUUGUGUGAAGGACUGGGUUUAAACUUGGGUCAUCUGCAGUCUGCACACCACAACACUGUGUUUGUGCUUAGAUAAUGCCUGGGCAUCAGCAAGUCUUCAGGUCUCAGGCAAGGUUACUCAUCACUGUUGCGUGGUUCACCAAACCACCUCUGUUACAACACAUUUACAUUUUAGUCAUUUAGCAGACGCUCUUAUCCAGAGCGACUUACAGUUAGUGAGUGCAUAAUUUUUUAUUGUUUUAUUUUUUCAUACUGGCCCAAUUGAACCCACAACCCUGGCGUUGCAAGCGCCAUGCUCUACCAACUGAGCUACACAGGGCCCAUAGCAUGACUAGAACAGGCGUGAUGCCUGGAGCACUGAGUAAUGUCAUGUUAAAAGCUUCUACUAAUGGGUCACAUUCAUGUAAUCCUUUUCACUAGGUCUCAAAGUGCCUUUACAUUAUAGAAAGGAUGGUAACUCACCCUUAAACACCUCCAACAUGUAACAUCCUAGCCUGGUGGUCCCAGAUCUGUUUGUGUUCUUGCCAACUCCAUUACUCAUUAUCAAACCCAAACCUGUUUGGCAUGACAAGGUGUUGGCACGAUAGCACACCAGACUCAGGCUAGUAACAUCCACCUACACAUAUAGUACCAGUCAAAAGUUUGGACACACCUACUCAUUCAAGGGUUUUUCUUUAUUUUUACAUUGUAGAAUAAUAGUGAAGACAUCAAAACUAUGAAAUAACACAUAUGGAAUCAUGUAGUAACCAAUAAAGUGUUAAACAAAUCGAAAUAUAUUUUAUACUUGAGAUUCUUCAAAUAGCCACCCAUUGCCUUGAUGACAGCUUUGCACACUCUUGGCAUUCUCGCAACCAGCUUCACCUGGAAUGCUUUUCCAACAGUCUUGAAGGAGUUCCCAUAUAUGCUGAGCACUUGUUGGCUGCUUUUCCUUCACUCUGCGGUCCGACUCAUCCCAAACCAUCUCAAUUGGGUUGAGGUCAGGGGAUUGUGGAGGCCAGGUCAUCUGAUGCAGCACUCCAUCACUCUCCUUCUUGGUAAAAUAGCCCUUACACAGCCUGGAGGAGUGUUGGGUCAUUGUCCUGUUGAAAAACAAAUGAUAGUCCCACUAAGCCCAAACCAGAUGGGAUGGCGUAUCGCUGCAGAAUGCUGUGGUAGCCAUGCUGGUUAAGUGUGCCUUGAAUUCUAAAUAAAUCACAGACAGUGUCACCAGCAAAGCACCCCCACAUCAUAACACCUCCUCCUCCAUGCUUUAUGGUGGGAACUACACAUGCAGAGAUAAUCCGUUCACCCACACCGUGUCUCACAAUGACACGGCAGUUGGAACCAAAAAUCUCCAAUUUGGACUCCAGACCAAAGGACACAUUUCCACCGGUCUAAUGUCCAUUGCUCAUGUUUCUUGGCCCAAGCAGGUCUCUUCUUCUUAUUGGUGUCCUUUAGUAGUGGUUUCUUUGCAGCAAUUCGACCAUGAAGGCCUGAUUCACACAGUCCCCUCUGAACAGUUGAUGUUGAGAUGCGUCUGUUACUUGAACUCUGUGAAGCAUUUAUUUGGCCUGCAAUUUCUGAGGCUGGUAACUCUAAUGAACUUAUCCUCUGCAGCAGAGGUAACUCUGGGUCUUCCAUUCCUGUGGCGGUCCUCAUGAGAGCCAGUUUCAUCAUAGCACUUGAUGGUUUUUGCGACUGCACUUGAAGAAACUUUCAAAGUUCUUGAAAUGUUCCGUAUUGACUGACCUUCAUGUCUUAAAGUAAUGAUGGACUGUCAUUUCUCUUUGCUUAUUUGAGCUGUUCUUGCCAUAAUAUGGACUUGGUCUUUUACCAAAUAGGGCUAUCUUCUGUAUACCACCCCUACCUUGUCACAACACAACUGAUUGGCUCAAACGCAUUAAGAAGGAAAGAAAUUCCACAAAUUAACUUUUACAAAGGUACACCUGUUAAUUGAAAUGCAUUCCAGGUGACUACCUCAUGAAGCUGGUUAAGAGAAUGCCAAGAAUGCCAAGAGUGUGGCCAAUAUGGCCUCCCGAGUGGCGCAGCUGUGCCACUAGAGAUCCUGGUUCGAAUCCAGGCUCUGUCGUAGCCGGCCGCGAACGGGAGAUCCAUUGGGUUGACGCACAUUUGACCCAGCGUCGUCCAGGGUAGGGGAGGGAAUGGCCGGCAGGGAUGUAGCUCGGUUGGUAGAGCAUGGCGUUUGCAACGCCAGGGUUUGGUUCGAUUCCAACGGGGGGCCAGUAUGAAAAAUAUAAAUGUAUGCACUCACUUAACUGUAAGUCGCUCUGGAUAAGAGCGUCUGCUAAAUGACUAAAUAAAAAAAUAAUAUUGCAGUUUAGGCGCAAUUUAGAUUUCGGCCACUAGAUGACAGCAGUGUGUGUGCAAAGUUUCAGAUUGAUCCAGUGAAGCAUUUCAAUACUGGACUAUUUUGUAUCAAGUAUGCCCAAAUAUGCCGAAUUGGUCAAUUGAUACAUUUUCAAGUACAUAACUAUAGAGAACAUACAAAAAUGAUAUGGUAAUACAAAAUGUAAGUUUAUACACUCCCAGGAAUGUCAUACAUGAUGGAUCAUUAGCUUAUACACUAACUUUCACACAUCUAGAUGGCCGGGCGGGGGGUGGGUGUGGAGCCAGAGACAGGAGGGGUUCAAACUGUAGAACCCAGUUCCUACAUUUGAAAUAUACAAAUUGAUUUUAUCAAACAAAACUAUGACAAAUCAGAGCAAGAUUACUGAAUGUAAGUACAUUAUAUACCUUCAGAGGUGAAUGUAUCAAACCAGUUGCCAUAAUACGUUUUUUGUUGUCGUGCACUCUCCUCAAACAAUAGCAUGUUAUUGUUUCACUGUAAUAGCUACUGUACAUUGGACAGUGCAGUUAGAUUAACAAGAAUUUAAGCUUUCUGCCCAUAUAAGACAUGUCUAUGUCCUGGAAAGUUUGCUGUUACUUACAACAGUCAUGCUAAUCACAUUAGCACACGUUAGCUCAACCGUCCCGUAUACGGAACACCGAUCCCGUAAAGGGUAAACAGCAUGAUCAUUGCACAAGUGCACCUUGUGCUGGGGACAAUAAAAGGCCAUUAAAUGUGCAGUUUUGUCACACAACACAAUGCCACAGAUGUCUCAAGUUUUGAGGGAGCGCGCAAUUGACAUGUUGACUGCCGGAAUGUCCACCAGAGCUGUUGCCAGAUAAUUGAAUGUUCAUUUCUCUACCAUAAGCUGCCUCCAACAACGUUUUAGAGAAUUUGGCAGUACGUCCAAUCGGCCUCACAACCGCAGACCACGUGUAACCACGCCAGCCCAGGACCACAUCCGGCUUCUUCAACUGCAGGAUCGUCUGAGACCAGCCACCCGGACAGCUGAUGAAACUGUGUUUGCACAACCGAAUAAUUUAUACACACACUCAGGGAAGCUCAUCUGCAUGUUCGUCGUCCUCACCAGGAUCUUGACCUGACUGCAGUUCAGCGUCGUAACCGACUGCAGUGGGCAUAUGCUCACCUUCGAUGGACACUAGCACACUGGAGAAGUGUGCUCUUCACAGAUGAAUCCCGGUUUCAACGGUACCGGGCAGAUGGCAGACGUGGGCGAGCGGUUUGCUGAUGUCAACGUUGUGAACAGAGUGCCCCAUUGUGGCAGUGGGGUUAUGGUAUGGGCAGGCAUAAGCUGCGGAUAACAAACACAAGUGCAUCGAUGGCAAUUUGAAUGCACAGAGAUACCGUGACGAGAUUCUGAGGCCCAUUGUUGUGCAAUUCAUACACCGCCAUCACCUCAUGUUUCAGCAUGAUAAUGCAAGGCCCUAUGUCGCAAGGAUCUGUACACAAUUCCUGGAAGCUGAAAAUGUCCCAGUUCUUCCAUGGCCUGCAUACUCACCAGACAUGUCACCCACAGGCGACAAUCAACAGCCUGAUCAACUCUGUGAAGGAGAUGUGUUGCGCUGCAUGAGGCAGAUGGUGGUCACACCAGAUACUGACUGCUUUUCUCAUCCAGGCCCCCUACCUUUUUUUAAGGUACCUGUGACGAACAGAUGCAUAUCUGUAUUCCCAGACGUGUGAAAUCCAUAGAUUAGGGCCUAAUUAAUUUAAUUAAAUUUACUGAUGUCCUUAUAUAAACUGUAACACAGUAAAAUCUUUGAAAUUGUUGCAUGUUGUGUUUAUAUUUUUGUUCAGUGUAUAAAUGCCCUUUAUCCCUGUCUCAACCCUACCUGUACAUGUCGUCCCUUAUCCCUCCUUUCUCUCCUCUCCUCUCUCCCACCUCCCCAUCUCCAUGCAGGCGGUGAGGUUGGAGUCAGUGAGUCCAGUCCGGGUGCGUUAUCUGAUCGUAGUCUCCACCUUCAGUAACAAACAGGAGAGCAUUCUACUGGGGAUGGACUUCCCCGACACAGACAGGUGUGUGCUGUUGUCAUUGUUUCAGUAGAGGUGUACAGUGGUUGCUGUGGUUACCUUAGACCCUUUGCUGGGCAGUAUUCCGUAUUUUACGAUAUACCGGUACUGAUGCACGGACCGGUUUGGGUUUUUACUUUGCCUUCUAUAACGGUAUUUGAAUGUUUUGGUUUGUUAAAUGUGAUACGCCGUGUGUAACGUCCAUUUUUAUAGUUUACUUCGCUACUUGAGUCAUCUCUCUCCGCGCUUUCUCUCUCUCCAUGCCGCUUUCCACACAGACCUAGCCCCGCCCCCUGUCACUCAAGGAGCGCAUUUGUUGUUCCUCGACCACGAGACACUUGCUUUCAGUCUGCAUGGUAAAUGCAGCACAUGCAACAAUGUACAACGAUGCUGUUUUCACUUACUACUUAAUAUAAAUCCUCUAGCGUUCUAUAAUUACACUUAGUUUGUGUUUCUUACAUCUGCAAACAGCGUGUUUGGCUUUUCUUAGCAAGUUGGGCCUAAAUCUUGUUCGCCACUAAUUGCUAGUUAGCUAGCUAGCGAACUAAUAAAUGUACUAAGUCAGAGCAAACGUAACUAGCUAUACAGCCUGAUAAUACCAGUGAGGGUGUAGACCUAAAUCAGCAUGUUGUUUGUACAAUAGUAUCUUCUAAAUCAAAGAAGAAUAUGCAAAGCAUUAAUAUGUUAGCUACAUAACGUAGCUAAGAGAACAUUCAAUGUAGCCAAAGAUUAUAGCGUCCCCUAGGAAACACUUAUCAACACUUUGGUUCCUACCCUGUCACAAUAACUCCUACCUGGCAUUUUCAUUCAUUGUCAUGUCAAACAACACUGUAUUCAAAGUGCCCACUAUUAUAUUUUAACUAUAGAAUUAGAAUAAUCAUUCUAUUUCCGUAAUUCCAAUAGUUAACCCAAGUGUUAUUGCUCUAAAGUGCAACAUUUGGUUAAAAAUAAGGCCUAGAUUGUUUGCCCAUAUCGUGCAGCCCUACGUGGCAGUGUGGAAAUGAUGUCAAAUGAGUGCAGGAAAUGCAGAAAUUGUUGAAAAUGCAAAUAAUUAUUUGAACAGUGUAAAACAAUCAGUAUGGAGAAAGACCCAUUGAAAUCACUUAGAAUGUAUGUGUUGCCACCCUAGGGUCACGCACUACUCAUAAAGCACAUUUAGAACUUGUAUUAUUAAAAAACAUAAAAUACUGUCAUACCGUUCAAUUUGGCCAUAUCGCCCAGCCCUACCUUAGACCAGUCUAGAGAAUGACUUACGUUGAUAGAAAAUAAAUCUAGUAAAUGUUGCCAAACAAAGAGAAAUGAAUGAAAACAAUCUGUCUCUGUUUCUUUCAGUGGUCAGUGUACUAUCGGUCUGGUUGUGCCGAUAUGGAGCGACACACAAGUGUAUCUGGACGGAGAUGGGUAAGCGUUAAAAACGUGUUGUUGUGAGUGAAAGAGAAAGAUGGAGGGAUGAACUGAAAGAGUGCAGGAGUCAAAUGAGGAAACUAGGAAGUAGCUUGCUGAGCCUUUGCCACAGCACGGUUGGCCUGGCAUCUUGGUGGCUGGGCAGACAUAGUAAUACCAAUGAGUAAUCUCUCUCUGUUUAUGUACUUGGAUUAUUCUCAAUUUGUUUAUGUCACUAUGUCACCCCUUAGGUCAACACUUAAAACAUCUGCAUUCACUGCAUAAGUACUUUCUAAUAAAAUCCAAUAACAUUUUAUUUGUCACAUGUGCCGAAUACAACAAUUGUGGACUUUACAGUGAAAUGCUCACUUAUGAGCCCUUUCCCAACAAUGCAGUUAAAAAGUAAGAAAUUUAACAAAUAGAUCAAAAGAAAAGUAAUAAAAUAACAACAAUGCUGUAUACAAGGAGUACCGGUACCGAGUUAGUGUACUGGGGUACGAGGUAGUUAGGGUGAUUGAUUGAUUUAAGGUAAUAUGUACCUGUAUGUUUGGUUAGGUGACUGAUUUAAGUACUAUGGAAAUGUAGGUAGGGGGUGAGAAAUAGAAAGUCCAGGUAGCAGUCUUAUGGCUUUGGGGUAGAUGUUCAGGAACCUUUUGGUCCCAGACUUGGCGCUCCGGUACCGCUUGCUGUACGUUGCAGAGAGAACAGACUGUGACUUGGGUGGCUGGAGUCUUUGACCCUUUUUAGGACCUUCCUUUGACACCACCUGGUAUAGAGGUCUUGGAUGGCAGGGAGCUCGGCCCCAGUGAUGUACUGGGCCAUACGCAAGCAGUUGCCAUACAAAGCGGUGAUGCAGCCUGUCAAGAUGCUCUCAAUUGUGCAGCUGUAUAACUUUUUGAGGAUCUGAGGGCCCAUGCCAAACCUUUUCAGCCUCCUGAGGUGUAUGAGGUGUUGUCGUGCCCUCUUCAUGACUGUGUUGGUGUUUUUGGACCAUGAUUGGUCCUUAGUGAUGUGGAUACCAAGGAACUUGAAGCUCUCGACCGUCUCCACUACAGCCCUGUCGAUGUGAAUGGGGGCGUGCUCGGCCCUCUGUUUCCUGUAGUCCACGAUCAGCUCCUUUUGUCUUGCUGACAUUGAGGGAGAAGUUGUGGAUCUGUUGGGGCAGUAUGCAAAUUGGAGUAGGUCCAAAGUGUCUGGGAUGAUGGUGUUGAUGUGAGCCAUGACCAGCCUUUCAAAGCAUUUCAUGGCUACUGAUGUGAGUACUACAUCAGUCAUUUAGGUUACCAUGGCGUUCUUGGGCACAGGGACUAUGGUGGUCUGCUUGAAACGUGGGUUAUUAGACUGGGUCAGGGAGAAGUUGAAAAUGUCAGUGAAGACACCUUGCUAGCUGGUCAGCGCAUGCUCCGAGUACGCGUCUGUUUAUAGUUCGUCGGAGGGCGUAGCAAGAUUUUUUUAUAAGGGUCCGGAUUUGUGUUACGCUCCUUGAAAGCGGCAGCUCUAGCCUUUAGCUCAGUGCGGAUGUUGCCUGUAAUCCAUGGCUUCUGGUUGGGAUAUGUACGUUCGGUCAUUGUGGGGACUACGUCAUCGAUGCACUUAUUAAUGAAGCCGGUGACUGAUGUGGUAAACUCCUCAAUGCCGUCAGAUGAAUCCCGUAACAUUUUACAUUCUGUGCUAGUGAAACAGUCCUGUAGCUUAGCGGCCGCUUCAUCGGACCAUUUCCGUAUUGAGCACAUCACUGGUACUUCCUUUUUGAGUUUUUGCUUGUAAGCAGGAAUUAAGAGGAUGGAGUUAUGGUCAGAUUAUGGCCAAAUCCAGGUUAGUAAUCGCUGUAUUGAUGUCCAGAAGCUCUUUUCGGUCAUAUGAAACGAUGGCCUAAACAUUAUGUAAAAAUAAAAAGCACAGUUGGCCAGGAGCCUGUAAAACGGUGGCCAUCCCCUCCGGCGCCAUUAUUUCAAUAGUUUGUUCACAAUGUGUUUAAGCGUUGACUGUAAAGUUUAUGUAGAGCUUUUGGCUGUUCUGGUGUGUGGUGGGAAUGUGUUGCUUCGUUGACCUGGGUGUGCAGCAGUGUUGCCUCAAGGGAGAAGAUUCCGUUUACCACAGAUCUAGGAUCAGAUUACUCCACCUCCAAUCUUAACCAGGAGUAAGAAACCGCAUUCAAUUGAUGUUGUAGCCCUGUCUUGUUCUGUGUAGCGGUAAUAGGGUUCACAUGCUGUCUCUGUGAAGUGUCUCUGUCACACCACGACUCUCACACCCACUGACUGGGUGUCUGCCAUUAGCAGGAUCAUACCUUCACACUGCAAUGAUGCUAUCUCUCUCCCUCUCUCUUUCACACACACACCAUCCAUCUGUGUUGCACUCUUUCUCUCUCAAUCACCCUCCCUUUUUAUUUUUUCUCACCUUCUCAGUGGUUUCAGUGUCACGUCUGCAGAAAAGACGAGAAUCUUCAAGCCUGUUUCCAUACAGACUAUGUGGUAGGUUUUAUUCCAACCUGUUUCCAUACAGACUGUGGUAGGUUUUAUUCAAUUCUGUUUCCAUACAGACUGUGGUAGGUUUUAUUCAAUUCUGUUUCCAUACAGACUGUGGUAGGUUUUAUUCCAACCUGUUUCCAUACAGACUGUGGUAGGUUUUAUUCCAACCUGUUUCCAUACAGACUGUGGUAGGUUUUAUUCAAGCUUGUUUCCAUACAGACUGUGUGGUGGGCUGGAUAUUGUUGACAAAUACAGUAAACACACACACACACACACACACGAUACUCCCUUUCAGUACUGUAAUAGGAUGACCUAAAACCUCUACGCUUUCAUCCAUAAUGGCCUUUAGUCUUUUUCACUGUGUAGACCCUGAUGUGUGUCUCCGCUGUCCCCAGGUCAGUGCUGCAGGCACUCCAUGGCUGCUGUGAGCGGGCGGUGAAGGGGGCAGUGAUCCCAGGCUGUGGACUGGACUGGGCCCAACACUACUACGGUCAUGUGGAGUCUGACCGCUUCUGUCUCAACGAGUGGGGAGCCAUGACGGGCCUGGAGUCACUCAGGAGGGACAGCGCCGGGCAGAGGUGUGUGUGUGUGUGUGUGUGUGUGUAUGUCGGCUAGAUGUGGAAGGGGAAGCAGGUAGUCAUACUCUGUCUCUCUCUGUCUUGUCUGUAUGCAGCUCGACAGAUAGGGUGUCUGUGGAGCGGCAGAUCAAAGAGGAGCUCAGAGACAUCAUGAGAACAGAAGACCUAGAGAAUAUCACCUCCAAACAGGUACCACAAAGAUGUAAUAUAAUACAUUUAAAAAAAGCACUUUUCAUGAAAUAAGCCCAAUACUUGGCAAGGUCACAGGCGAAGGCGAUAGCUGCCUCAAGUGGCUGAAAUGCAACCGAAGUGGAAGUAGAUCACUUGAUAGAAUUGAUCAUAAUCGAUAUGGUAAUAUACAGGGAGUCUGUCUACAGUCUAUGACCGAAAUGACUUGUAGAGUCUGUGUCCGUAUCUAUGACACUUUACCUGUAACACAAGCCAUUUAAACCGGCCAAGUCAGAACCAGAGCUCAAAAGCUCAUUUUAACCUCAUGGACGGAUUGAAUGCUCAUUGGGAGCAAAUAUGGCGUUGCGUUGUUCAGUUGGCCAUCCUGCUCCUGUCUCCGUCCCCAGGUCCGCAGUGCCCUGGAGACCAGGAUAGGCAUGGACAUGAAGAACUACAAGGAAUACAUUGACAACGAGAUGAUGGUCACCAUGGCGCAGAUGGACAAGCCCUCCAAAAUAUUUGACUACUUGUUCCUGGUGAGUCCCAUCUGACCCUUAACAAUGUCACCUUCGACCUAUGCCACACAGCAGUAGCCCCUAACCACAGAUCUGAUCGGCUUACCCAAUCCCAAAUCCUAACCUUGAUCAUGUGGAGCGGUAUGGGUUACCUUUACAACAAGUCCCGUGACACUUGUGGGGGUCGUAGAUUGGUCAUAUUAAUUUGUAGGCCAAACCGUUCGAAAUGCUACAGACAUUUUUGUGAGAAGACCGAUUUUCAGGAUGCCUCCUGGUCUGAUAAACAGCGCUGUAGCUCUGCCACUUUCCACUGCAGAUGCGGAAGGGCGACAUAGGCGGAUGCGGUGGAUUGAGACUCAACCCAUACAAAAAAAACUCUAGUUUAAACUGACGGAUUUUGUUGGUUAUUUUUUUAUUAUGUUACUUAGAUGGACUCUAGGGGAUUUAAGUUGUAAAGACAUCUCCCCGGGGAUGAUCAUCACAGGAAGUGUACUGUAGCCAAGAGUUGGUCACGACUCCAGCCUAGUGUUUACAGCUGGUGAAUAGAAAGCUCUGGCCCUCUCCUCUCCAGGCUGGUGAAUAAGGCUCGGUCUCUCUCUCUCUCUCUCUCUCUCUCUGUGUGUGUCUUUUGAGGGCUCUGAGUGGAAUGCUGCCAACUUUGAGGAGCUACAGAAAAACAAGUAAACUUUUCAUUUACUGCCAUGUGUGUUUGUACGCUUGUUAUUGACGUAUGGAAGGUGCGUAAGCAAAUGAGCAAGCCAAUGUGUUGUGUUGUUGCUGGGUAACUAAGUGUCUGCCAAUGACAUUGCAGUGUGGGCUACAUCCUGAACGUGACGCGGGAGAUCGACAACUUUUUCCCAGAAUCCUUCAGCUACAUGAACAUCAGAGUGUACGACGUGGAGGCUACAGACCUGCUGUCACACUGGAAAGACACAUACACCUUCAUCAACACAGCCAGGUAGUCUCACCCUCCUCUUCCUCCUCUCACUCGUAGACCUUCUCCCUGCAUUGCGCUGUAAUGAUAUGGAUUUUAAGUCGAUUUAUGUCUAUUCUAUAAUAUUUUUUACUGUUUGAAUGAUGUGUUAACGAUGUGCCACCCUGAAUAAGCCAGUGAAAGUCUCAAGGAUGACACUGUUCAUUUUAGUCACACAAUGAUGACACAACCCCUUUCUGCCCUCCCAAUAGGCAGAGUGGCCAGGCGGUGCUGGUGCACUGUAAGAUGGGCGUGUCUCGCUCUGGGUCCACAGUGGUGGCCUACGCCAUGAAACAGCAGCGCUGGUCCCUGGAAGUGGCUCUGUCCUACGUCAGGGACCGCAGGCCCAUCGUCCAGCCCAACGACGGCUUCAUGAAGCAGCUCCACACCUACAGCGGCAUCCUCAACGCCAGGUUAAUUAACGCGCGUGUGUGUGUCCCCGAGUGGCGCAGUGGUCUAAGGCACUGCAGCGCAGUGCUAGCUGUGCCACUAGAGAUCCUGGUUCGAAUCCAGGCUCUGUCGUAACCGGCCGCGACCGGGAGACCCAUGGGGCGGCGCACAAUUGGCCCAACGUCGUCCAGGGUAGGGGAGGGAAUGGCCGGCAGGGGUGUAGCUCAGUUGGUAGAGCAUGGCGUUUGCAACGCCAGGGUUGUGGGUUUGAUUCCCACGGGGGGCCAGUAUAAAAAAAAUUAUGUAUGCACUCACUAACUGUAAGUCGCUCUGGAUAAGAGCGUCUGCUAAAUGACUAAAAUGUAAAUGUCAAUGUUAACGUCACCUGUAUGUUUACUGUACCCUACAUUCCAGUCAGCAGCGCCAUAGCGCUCUCUGGAGGUGGAAGUCACGGGCAGAGAAGGAGCAGAGGAAGAUUGAGAGAGAGCAGUCUGCUGCUUCACACAGCAAUGAGGAGGAGGAGGAGGAGGAGGAGGAGGAGAGCGAGGAGGAGGAGGAAGAGUUGGAGAGUCUGGAUGAAGUUGAUGAGGCAGAUAAAGAGAUGGUUAGGAAAUAUUUAUGAUUAGGAUGAUAUUGUCAAGAUCUGGAUUAAUUAUAUUUUGUGGCAAUUUAUUAUAUUUGAAUUAUUUGAAGCAAUCAUAAAUCUCUCUCAAUCUCUCUCUUGACCAGGUAUUUGAAGAGCCUGCCCACAAGUCUGAGACUGACCCAGAAGCUCCAUCCAUGGAACAGGCUGCUCUAUCCACGGAACCGGCUGCAUCCAAUCCCCUCAUCACUGUACAGGACAGUGACAAGGUGGGCAACCUCUCACAAAUGUAGUGACAUGACAAUACCUUCUCUAACAUUAGAUUACACUGAAUCAAUGUCAAAACCAACCUGUUUAUCAAUCUCUAAUAUCCUCCCUCCCUCCCUUCCACUCUAGGUGACUUCUCACAGCCCCAGUCGCAGUGGCAGGAUGAACCUCUUCUCUCUCAUGCAGUCCAUCAACGAACUGGAAGACGAGGACCUAAGGCAUGAACAGGUAAGAGAAGUAAAAGAUGGGGAAAGAGUGAAAUUCAAGAGCAACAGUUUUUCUUACCCUUUAUCAUUCACUGGCGUAGAUUGCCAACAGUCACCGGAGGUCUCCAGGGCAACGGAGGCGGAGUUAUGGACGGAAAGGCCUCAUGCAUCAGAGGGCCCAUGUGGACGUUUCACCUGAGCCAAGCAGCCUAUCAGGACUCAGAAAACGGGAAGAGGCGGGGCCAAGCAAACCUGAGACCGGGGAAGGAGAUGCCAAGACAAUGGAGGGGCGGUAA
Molecule: messenger RNA, 16822 nt
Organism: Coregonus sp. 'balchen'
Lineage: Eukaryota; Metazoa; Chordata; Actinopteri; Salmoniformes; Salmonidae
Source: the annotation of a GenBank genome assembly